GCGUAACAUAACAUAAACUACGACGGUGCAAUAGGUAAAAUAGUUAAAAUUAAAACCAGAUUAUUAAUCUAAACCUUUCACUCCUGUCCGGUAGACGGCAGUAAAACCGAGGAAAAUUUAUAAACACCACCGACCGUCGUCUUGUUUACGAAAGCUGGUCUGAUACAGAAGCAAGCCAACAUGUCGGAGUACAAGUCUGUCCAGAAAGGCACUUUAAAACUAAAAGGAGUCUCUAUAGCAAGUAAAAAGAAAAAGAAGAAGGACAAGGAAAGGAAGAAUUUAGAGGAGCAGGUUAUGACCACUCAAAAUGAAAAAGGAACUAAGAAAGUGUAUGUUGACAAAAGGACGCCAGCACAGAUUUCAUUCGACAAAAUACAAGAAAAAAGGCAAAUGGAAAGAAUUUUGAAGAAGGCCUCUAAAACGCACAAGAGAAGAGUUGAGGAUUUCAACAGACACCUGGACUCAUUGACAGAGCAUUACGACAUUCCCAAAGUCAGCUGGACAAAAUAAAUGUUGAUAGCUUUUCAGCUAGAUGCUUUCAGAGCAGAAUCGUCUGCCGUGAUGCUUUUUUUUUUUUUCUAACAAUGAGUACUGCAAAAAAUCGAGCUUUUUUUUUUUUUUUUUUUUUUUUUUAAAUAUAUAAAUGUGUUGCUGUUAUACUCUUAGGAAGUUCAAUUUUCAGACCACUGUAUGUUGAAAGUUUGAUUUCACCCCUACCUUUCUGUAGUAAGGUCCAUAUGUCUGCCUGCAGUGAAUAUUAUAUUAUGUCACUUUUGGUUAAACUAUUUGAAAAAACUCUUUACCUAGCAUAUAAGUACAGUAUGUUAUUUUGCAUCAAUUGCAUGCUGUGAUUAGUAAUAGUUGUUGGUUUAAGAGUGACUCCGCUGAGAACAGUGGAUUUUACACUAUUACUUGUUUUACAUUGCAUAGGCACAGCUUUAACUUUUUUAUGACUCAAACUUGUGGAUGACAUUUUUUUUUUUUUUUUUUUCACAAGACAUUCAUUUUGUAUUCAUUAAAUGUCUCAGAUUGGCCAAUCAGAGUUGUGUAAUAAUUUCAAAUAAAGACUUAUUAGUUUAA
Molecule: messenger RNA, 1080 nt
Organism: Ctenopharyngodon idella (grass carp)
Lineage: Eukaryota; Metazoa; Chordata; Actinopteri; Cypriniformes; Xenocyprididae
Gene: fam32a
Product: family with sequence similarity 32 member A
Exons: 4
Coding region: 181-510 (109 amino acids)
Cellular component (GO): nucleolus
Source: RefSeq, a predicted model, not a curated record